This is a messenger RNA of Spodoptera exigua (beet armyworm), 615 nucleotides long. Lineage: Eukaryota; Metazoa; Arthropoda; Insecta; Lepidoptera; Noctuidae. The record is from the annotation of a GenBank genome assembly.
AUGAGUGUUGAACCGACGCUGACUGAGUCGCCGGUGCCGUUGGCACUGACGCGGCUGCAGACGCGGCCUGGCCGGCUGCCGCGCGGGCUACGCACGCAUCGCCCGAGUCUGCAACUCGCCAGCUUGCAGGAAGCUGUUGAUGAGACUCCGAGACGAUACAGCGGAGAACCAUUCGAUACAGACGACGACGAGGCCUUCAAUGACGAUGUCGUCACUGAAGAACCUUCUAUAUCCACGUCCAACGGACGUAGGGCGUCCGAAGCUACUUUCGCAGAGCGGUACAGACAACUGUCAGAUUUUGAUGGUCCUCCCCCGGAACCUCCGCGACGAGCUUCUUUAGCUGUACCGGUAGGUGCAGAAGGAUUUGGACCUAACGACAAAGGUCGUCGACGUUCGUGGGCAGCGAGACUGCAGUUAGAACGCAAAAAAAGAAGGAAAUCAGGAGGCAACGAUACAGAUGAAGACAGUGAUAGUCCUUCGUAUGUGAGACAAAAGAGACCCUCCUGGUGGAAUGUAUUCGUACCCGAUAACAUGUUGAAGAACAGAAAUAAGGUCAGCUCAGAAUUCAAGUGGGAAUCGACACAAAAAUGGACUUCCCGUAGAAUGACUAAGUGA